GGCAGAGGUGUGGCCCUGAGUUUGGGCGGGUCUCUGCAGAUUCAGACAGUUGAGAAGGUGGCCCCUGUGACCAGGACAGGGAGGGGGUCGUGUGUUCCACCUUCCUGAGGGGUCCUCCGCCUGGGUGGGGGCCGGAGGGGGGGGAGGCAAGGGCCUAGAGUCCCUGACCCCGCAGGCCCUGACACUGGGGUCUCAGUGGGGAGGGUUGCGGACUAACCACACAACCCCCUCCCCACCCUAGGUGCCCGUGAGGACUGGACACGGGCCCUUCGCGGGCACUGCGUGAUGUCGGCCCAAGAGCUCGUGGCCUGCCUCUGCCGGGAGGGAGACCGGCACCUGGCCCUGGGAGAGCCCCCGUUGGCCACCGCCUUCUACCUGGCGGCCUUCAGCUGCCACGCCCCCUCGGCCCUGCGGAGCGUCCGCGCUGCCCUGGCGGAGGCACCGGGGGCGCCGGUGGUGGCCACGCUCGAGGCCUGGUGCCGGGGCGACGGCCAGAUCCCGCCCGUCCACUGGGACGGUAUGGCGGUUGUGUCCCUCACGGGGACCCUGGCCUCCGCGUUCCUGGCCGCCCUCUGCCCGGACCACCCGGCCACGGUCCUGCACUCCCUGGCCGGCCUGCUGGCACACGGGCACCACGAGGAAGUGGUGCGGCGCUGUGACAGCCUGCUGGAUGCCCACGGCCAGCAAGCCCUGGAGCUACAGCUGACCCGCGCCCUGGCCCGCGUCCUGUCCGGGCUGCAGGCCGACGCGGGCGCGGUCGACUAUCUGCAGGCCUUUGCCUCGAACGCAGACCGGACCGUGGCCUUCGUUCGAACCCACCAGAAGCCCUACCUCCCCGUGCUGAUCGGCACCCUCCAGGACUACAUCUCAGGGCGCCGGGAGGCAGAGGACGGCACCGGCCCGCAGGAGACCGCCUGCCGGGGACUCCUGGCAGCCCUGGACCCCGGGGGCACCUGGAGCCACGCCCUGUCACCGGAAGCCCUGCUGCGCAGCGGCAGGUAUGAGGACUGCCGGGCAGCGUGCAGCCGGGCCCUGGAGUCUGACCUGGUGGGCAGCGGCCCCCAAGGUGAGCGUCUGGCCGCCCUGCUGGUCACCCGCGCGGCCGCGGCCUUAUUCCUGGACGGUGGGGCCCGGGACCUGCUUCGGGACCUGCACGAGGCCUUCCGCCAGAGCCCCUCGGGGGCGCGGAGGCAGUUCGAGGCGGUGCUCUCCGCUGGGGACCGAGAGCGCGUGCGGGCCCGGGCGCAGGAGGCGGCGGAUGUGGGCUUCGUCCACUUCCAGGAGGCCGUGCGGGGCCGCGCUGAGCUCCGCGAAAACUCGGGCCGCGAGCUGCUGGCCCCGGUGACCCGCGCGCUCCGUGUCCUGCUGCGCAUUGCGCCGCCCGGGGAGCGCCCGGCCCUGGGCGCUCGCUUGGCUGAGUGCCUCCUGCUGGCCGGGGACACGGCGGGCUCCCGGACGCUGUGCGAGCGCUGGCUGCGGCCUGCGCGCGCCGGGGACAGAGCGCCCCUGUUGGCGCUGCGGGGCUUCUGCGCGCUGCACGCCGGCGACGCGCGGCGCGCCCGGGAGGACUUCCAGGAGGUGGUGGAGCACGGCCCGCCGCACCUGGGCAGCUGCGUGCGCGCGCUGUGCGGCCGAGGGCUGCUGCGCGUGCUGACGGGUAGCACGUUCCUGGGCGCGCUGGACUAUGUCACCGCCAGCCGGCUGCAACCCGAGGAGGCCUUGCUCGUCGCCAAGGCCUACGUACCCUGGAACCAGCGGGGCCUGCUGCUGACCGUGCUGCGGGAGGAGGGCCGCAAGAUGCUGCAGCGGAGGCCAGACCUGGGACACAGGGGCGCACCGGGCCGCCGGAGGAAGGCCGCCGAGAUGCACAGCCCCGCCGCGCAGGAAGGCGAUGCCCACGGCGUGUACCAGCUGGCCACGCUCCUCACGGAGCUGGACAGGGGAGACGAGGCUUCGGGCCUCCUGGGGGCCGAUGCCCUGUACUGCCUGGGCCGCCUGGACGACGCCCACAAGGCCCUGCUGGUGGCCCUCUCCCAGAGGCCCGGGGCGGCCCCCGUGCUGGCGAGACUGGCCUUGCUGCAACUGAGGAGGGGAUUUUUCCAUGACGCCCACCAGCUGGUGAAGAAGGUGGUCCAGUCCGGGGACACGGCCUGCCUCCAGCCCACCCUGGACGUCUUCAGCCACGAGGACCGGCAGCUGCUGCGGGGUCACUGCCACGCUCGGGCCCUGGCCAUCCUGCGGGCGCGGCCAAGCGGGGCCGAGGGCGCGGCCCACACCAGGGAGGCCAUCGCCUACCUCUCUCUGGCCAUCUUCGCUGCAGGGAGUCAAGCAGUUGAGUCCCUGCUCAUCCGGGCCCACUGUUAUGGGCUCCUGGGCCAGAAGAAGACUGCCAUGUUUGACUUCAAUUCAGUACUGCGGGCUGAGCCGAAGAACGUGCAGGCUCUGUGCGGUCGGGCACUUCUGGCCCUGGCCCUGGACCGGCAGAAGGAGGCCGUGGACGACAUCCUCUUGGCUCUGAAGCUUGAUGCGAGGACAGCGGUCCCUGAGAUCCGCUCUCUGAAGCCAGAGGCCCAGGCCCUCAUCACCCAGGGCCUCUCCUCCCGCUGCCGGGCCCUCCUGAGCCAGGCGUCGGACGCCGGGGCCCCCCUCAGCGACGAGGACGCCCAGGGCCUCAUUGCGGCCGGGGAGGCGCUGGUCGCAAUCGAUGGCGGGCAGCCGGGCUGGUACAUCCUGCUGGCAGACGUGCUCACGGCAGCGGGCAGCUACGAGGAGGCUGGCGCCUGCCUGCAGAAAGCCCCGCAGGCCACCCCCCUGUCGGCGGCGGCCCGGGCCCGGUGGGGCCUGCUCCAGCUCAAGAAGGGAGACGUGCCGGCCGCCGCGCGGGAUCUUCAGUGCCUGGCAGAGGCGGACGCCCAGGAACUCAGCUUCCUGCUGCAACUCCUAGAGGCCUCGGAGCGGCAGAGCCUCACCCAGGCUGCAGCCCGGGAAGCCCACGCCCUCCUGAACUCAGGGCAGCCGGGGCGAGCGCUGGGCUACUGCUCGCUGGCCGUCCUCGCAGGUAGCAGCGAUGCCCGUCACCUGCGCCUGAGGGCCACCUGUCUGGCUGAGCUGCAGGAGUUCGAGCGGGCACUUGGGGACCUGGACUGUGUGCUCCGGGAGGAUGGGAGGGACGGUGGCCUCCCGACGCAGGUGGAGGAUUUGUGCUCCCGGGGACGCCUGCUGCUGAGCCUGGGAGAUGAGGCCAGGGCCACGGGCGCCUUCACCCGGGCCCUCGAGCUGGCGCCCGCGCUGGCCCAGAGCAGCCUGUGGGAGCGGCCAGGCCGGGACCCCACUGCCCAAGUGUUCCUGCAUCGGGGCCAGACCUUGCUGGAGGAGCAGCGCUAUGCAGAGGCCUGGACAGCCGCGGAGAAUGGCCUCCUGGUAGACCCCGAGCACAGUGGCCUGAAGAGGCUGAAGGCAAGGGUCCGGAGGGAGGCCUCCUUGGGCUGCCGGCUCCACUGACCCCGUGCUCUCCGGGCCCGGGGCACGGGUCGCCCUGUCGCCCCCCGCCUGGGGCUCCUGAGCAGCAGGAUACUGUGGGCCUCACCCACGUAGAUCAGACUCAGCUCA
This is a messenger RNA of Panthera uncia (snow leopard), 3609 nucleotides long. It is a transcript of the gene TTC34, whose product is annotated as tetratricopeptide repeat domain 34. Bases 286 to 3501 code for a protein of 1071 amino acids. The record is from RefSeq and is a predicted model, not a curated record. The transcript is spliced from 8 exons. NCBI's taxonomy places the organism in Eukaryota, Metazoa, Chordata, Mammalia, Carnivora, Felidae. Gene Ontology annotation, molecular function: protein binding.